This is a messenger RNA of Doryrhamphus excisus (bluestripe pipefish), 3541 nucleotides long. Lineage: Eukaryota; Metazoa; Chordata; Actinopteri; Syngnathiformes; Syngnathidae. The record is from RefSeq and is a predicted model, not a curated record.
CAGGUCUAAGGAGACCAAGAUUGGAGUCCCCUCCUCGGUAUGAACCUCCCACCCCUUCCCAGAAUCUGAGCUUGCUGCUCCGCAUUUCAUGUUUUCAUUAGGAAUUCUGGCCGCAACCACGUCGGGGGGGGGGACAGCUCGCAAAGCAAAGUCGGAGAAAGGAAGGAUUUUUCACCGAAUACCAUGACCCGCCCUUCUACCGCCGUUGUCGGACUGCUCAUCCUCUUGAUUGGCUACACUGUGGCAGAAUCCGAGCGGACACCUCGUUCGGUUUCUUCAAGUGCAUGUCAGGAACAUGCAAGUCUUCACAGUCGUCUGGAUGUGGUGGAAAAGGAAGUGGAGGACACUGUUGGCAAAUUGGAAGCUGAGCUGGAUGCCCUCCUGAAGGACAUCCAAGACCCAAAGUGGCGCCCUCUGCUGGACAAGACCGGAACUCCCGUAGACAUCCUGGAGGACCCAGCUAGUGUCCGGUCUUAAAUCUUAAAUAAAAGUUCAAAGCUUUUCACCUUAGAAGAGUUAAAAGUCGCACGCUUGUAUACUCAUCUCUCAUUAAGGAGUUAAACGACUCAAACGACUUCAAGACGGAGUUUUAUUCCUGUAUGAAAGCAAUAAAGCAGCAUGUUUUGAACACACAAGCAGUUCCAUAAAGUUUACAGUACGAUGCUUUUCACUAAACCCUUCACUGUGGGAUGGGAUGGAAGAAAGGAGUCACGUGACUUGCGUGUCUUCACCUCCAUUUUAACAGGACAAAAACGACACUUUUGCAUACUCGGAAAAGGUCGAAAAGGGAAUCGACCGGAAUAGAAGGCAUGCUUUUGCUGGUCAAAUACGAGCACACGGCCUUGGAGAAACACUUUAGAGCAUCCCAUACGUGAACACAUCAAACGGACAAGGUCAACAAGGUCAACAAGGUCAGCAAGCAAUGUCAAAUGAAGAGUUAUGAAAUAAUAGCAAGCUACAAAUUCAAAUCUAAAUCAGUUAUUAGUCAGGCGUACGGUAUAUUUGUGUGCAUGAACGUGGCCGAUACUUUAUUCCAGUAAGUCAAUGAGCCUUGAUACUUCAUUAAAGCAAUAAUAUGUACUACGUAUACUAUAGUUAAAUUACCAUAACAGUGUUUCUCUAAUAGCCAACAUCAGGGCCAUUAAAAUAUCAGUGGAAUAUUUAUGGAAAUUUAGCUUGGAGAAAAAGUUCUAUUAAGGCAGGGAGUACUUUCAAUGUUACAGCAGCCCUGCCAACGUGUACACAUUUAUUGUACUCGACAUUGAGAACCCCCUCAUUAAGGUCCAAAAAUUACUGGAAUAAAAGCAUAAUUUGUUACGAGAAGAAAAUGAAAAUGAAAUGACAGAAACAGCGGCAGUUUUAUGAAAAUAAAGUCAAAAUAUUAAUGGAAAAAAGUCACAAAAAUGUGAGUAAUGUCAUAAUUUUAUGUGGAAAAAUAAAAUUUUUAAUUUAAUGUUUUCAUUUUAAUUUACAUUUAAGUAGCAUAAAAUUAAAAUGUUAAAAAAUAUGUUUUUUUAAAACUUGUAAUAUGAACAAAAUAAAGUUUUAUUUUUUGGAAAAAUUAGGUUGGGGAAAAUAUUGUGGGAAUAAAGUCAUAAUGUUAUGACAAUUUACAAAAUAGAAAAAAUAAACAAGUCAUAUUCAAGUGAGAAAACAGUUGCAAUUUUGUGAGAACAAUGUUUAAGCGGUAAUAUUAUGAGAGAAAAAUAAAUAAAAUAAAAUAAAAUUGUGUUAGCACUAGCAUCGAUGUUAACAUUGCAGCUUAUGCUCAUUUCUGGCACUUUUCCGGGAAACCCGAUUAGCAUUGUAACAACGUCUCAAUGUUAGAGUAGCCCUGCCAACGUGUACACAUUUAUUGUACUCGACAUUGAGAACCCUCGCAUUAAGGAAGUAAGGUCCAAAUAUUACUGGAAUAAAAGCAUAAUAUAUUACGAGAAGAAAAUGGAAAUGAAAUGAAAGAAACAGCUGCUUUUUUAUGAGAAUAAAGUCAAAAUAUUAAUAGAAAAAAAAUCAUAUUCUAACACAAAAAUGUGAGUAAUGUCAUAAUUUUAUGUGGAAAAAUAAAAAUUUUAAUUUAAUGUUUUAAUUUAAAUUUAAGUAGCAUAAAGUUAAAAUGUUUAAAAAAUAUAUGUUUUUUUUUAAAACCCCUUCAUGACGGGAGUAAGGUCCAAAUAUUACUGGAAUAAAAGCAUAACACAUUACGAGAAGAAAAUGGAAAUGAAAUGAAAGAAACAGCUGUAAUUUCAUGAGAAUAAAGUCAAGAUAUUAAUAGAAAAAAAUUCAUAUUCUAACACAAAAAUGUGAGUAAUGUCAUAAUUUUAUGUGGAAAAAUAAUAUAAUCUAAGCAGUAUAAAGUUAAAAUAUAAAAAAUAUGUUUUUUUAACUUGUAAUAUGAACAAAAUAAAGUUUUAUUUUUGGAAAAAUUAGGUUGUGUUGGGUUAUGAGAAACAAAUGAAAUAAAAUAAAAUAAAAAUUGUGUUAGCACUAGCAUUAAUGUUAACAUUGCAGCUUGGGCGACCUAUAUAUUAUGCUAAUUUCUGGCACUUUUCCGGAAUACACGAUUACCCGAUUAGCAUUAUAACAACUUUUAUAGGUCAGUAAAGUGUAAAAAGCAUAAUAGGUCUCCUUUAUACUUUAUACUUAUACUUAUACCUUAUAAUCUGUCAUGUUUAUACCAAAAUAUUAUGCUAUAAUGUUACAUCUUCCUCCCUGGGCUCGUAGUGGGAGCCCCGCAGCAAAUGAUGCAAAUAUGAAUGCUAUAUUAACAUUAGAAUGAUCAUAAACCACCUACAGGAUGCCCGAAGGUAAUUAAUUUCAUACAACAAUAUCAUGCCGUUUACGUAAUACCAGAUUUAUAUAACGUUCAUAGAGAAUCCCACACUGCAUGAACAAUGAAAUAUGAUAUCAUCGGUCGCUUGUUCAUGCACCAAUCAAGCUUAUACUGAAAAAUGUUACACAUGCAAACAAAGAAGAUGAUAGAAACAGGAAAUGGAAGUGAUUUGGAAGAUGCUACCUUUUCAGGAAUUCUUUCCAUCCAAACAUUUGAAAUAAACAAUUCAACAUUCCGGAUAACAGAACACAAACUUAUCGUAUCUUUCGCUGCAAGUUAAGGUUGACAGAAAACAAAUAAAAGUACAGUGGUAAAAAACAUAAGUAAUUACAUUUUUAACAAUAUUAGAGCCCUCCAGACAUAAAAUAACACCCCUAUAGUCACUUUUACUCUCGUAUUACCCAAUAUAGUAGACAUAUGAGAAAAAAAAGCCAUUUAAGACAUAAGUAAGACUUGUGUCAACGCGUGUUGCUGUAAAUGAGUUCCGGUGUUUGUAAACAGGAAGUGACGUUUGACGCUUCAGAGUGGACUUUUCGCUUGGUGUGGGUUACGGCCUCAACAGUAGGGUUAAUCGUAGGGAUUAUUGUGGUCUGUUGUGAGAUCAAUCAAAACCUGCAAUAAAAUCCUGUUGUUGCGGGGCGAUCAAUUCUGGUGCUUGUGUGUCUCGCCCAACAUUACAGUCACAUUACUGACACCUAGUGGACCAGUGUA